AAAUCUUUGCUGGAAGCUUCUCCACGGGACGGUUUCGAGGAGAUGAUCCGAUGGACAGAAAGUGGCAAGUUGUGGCCAUUCCCGAUCGACAAUGAGCACGGGAUGACCGAGGAGGCCGACGUACCGUUCGAGGACCACGUGUUCCUGGAUCAUCUCAUUGAAGAUGACCAUGCCUUCCCGAAUGGACCCGUGAGGCAAUUUAUGGAGCUCGUGUGCAUCGGACUUUCCAAAAACCCGUACAUCAGCGUGGAACGCAAGCACGCAUGUAUAGAAUGGUACAGGGACUAUUUCACGCAAAAGAAAAGCUUCAUCGAAGCUGCCGUGGAAAAUUGA
Messenger RNA from Galendromus occidentalis (western predatory mite), 333 nucleotides. It is a transcript of the gene mRpS31, whose product is annotated as mitochondrial ribosomal protein S31. The record is from RefSeq and is a predicted model, not a curated record. Lineage: Eukaryota; Metazoa; Arthropoda; Arachnida; Mesostigmata; Phytoseiidae. Gene Ontology annotation, molecular function: structural constituent of ribosome. Bases 43 to 333 code for a protein of 96 amino acids. The transcript is spliced from 2 exons. Gene Ontology annotation, cellular component: mitochondrial small ribosomal subunit.